GUCAUGGCAACAUCAGGACUCGGCACAGAGAUUGUUAACGUUGUCAACAAGCUACAAGAUGUAUUCUCCGCGGUCGGCUCAAACGCAUCCCAAAUAGACCUUCCACAGAUCUGUGUACUUGGAAGCCAAAGUAGUGGAAAGAGUAGUGUACUCGAGAACAUAGUUGGUCGGGAUUUUCUGCCCCGUGGAACGGGUAUCGUGACCAGACGACCACUUGUCCUCCAAUUGAUCAACAGGAAAGCAACACAUCCGCAAGUCAAUGGUACAGCCAAGGCAGAUGGCGAAGACUUGAAGGCAGGCGGUGAUGCACAGGCGAACCCCGACGAGUGGGGCGAGUUUUUGCAUCUUCCCGGCCAGAAGUUCUACGACUUCAACAAGAUCCGGGAAGAAAUCGUUCGCGACACCGAAGCGAAAACGGGCAAGAAUGCCGGUAUCUCUCCUCUCCCUAUCAACCUGCGCAUCUUCUCCCCCAACGUCCUCACCCUCACCCUUGUCGAUCUACCCGGUUUGACUAAGGUUCCCGUCGGCGACCAACCACGCGAUAUUGAGAAGCAGAUCCGUGAUAUGCUGCUCAAGUACAUCUCGAAGCCAGCAUGUAUUAUUCUUGCGGUCACCGCGGCCAAUACGGAUCUGGCGAACUCCGACGGACUGAAGCUUGCUCGUGAGGUUGAUCCUGACGGUCAGAGAACAAUCGGUGUCCUUACAAAAGUCGACUUGAUGGACCAGGGCACCGAUGUCGUUGACAUUCUUGCUGGUCGCGUCAUACCCUUGCGUUUGGGCUACGUUCCUGUCGUCAACCGUGGACAGCGCGACAUCGAUGCCAACAAGCCUAUCAGCGCCGCUCUAGAGUACGAGCGCAAGUUCUUUGAGUCCCACCCUUCCUACUCAAAUAAGGCGCAAUACUGCGGAACAGCCUUCCUCGCCCGCAAGCUCAACGUCAUUCUCAUGGCCCACAUUCGCGCAACGCUCCCGGACAUCAAAGCGCGCAUCUCACAACAGUUACAGAAGUACAACGCAGAGCUGGUGACCCUCGGCGGCGCGCUCGGCGACACGAGCUCCUCAAGCAUCGUUCUCAGCGUUAUCACCGAGUUCUGCUCCGAGUUCCGGACAACCAUCGAUGGUAACACGAACGACCUUUCGCUCAACGAACUCUCGGGCGGUGCGCGUAUCAGCUUCGUGUUCCACGAGCUGUUCAACAACGGCAUCAAGACGAUCGACCCGUUCGACCAGGUCAAGGAUGGGGACAUCCGCACGAUCCUGUACAACUCGUCUGGAUCGACGCCGUCGCUGUUCGUGGGGACGCAGGCAUUCGAGAUCAUCGUCAAGCAGCAGAUUAGGCGACUGGAGGACCCUUCGCUGAAGUGUUGCCAGCUUGUGUAUGACGAGCUCAUCCGUAUCCUCGGUCAGCUCCUUGCGAAGAUUCAAGCGUUCAGGCGAUUCCCUGCCUUGCGGGAGCGUUUCAACUCAGUCGUCGUCAAUUUCUUCAAGAACUCCAUGAACCCCACCACGAAGCUCGUUUCUGACUUGGUCGCCAUGCAAGCGUGUUACGUCAACACGACUCACCCUGACUUCCUUAACGGCCACAAGGCGAUGUCGAUCGUCACCGAGAAGCUGAACGCGAACAAGCCCCAGCAGGUCGAAGGCAAGGGUGGUAGACUCACCCCUGCUCAACUGAACAACAAUCGCGACCUCGAGGUCGAUGUGAAGGAGGAGGCCAGCUUUUUCGGUUCAUUCUUUGCAAAGAAUCAACCAAAGAAGAAGGGCGUUGCCGCCAUGGAUGCUCCGCCACCGGUGAUCAAGCCCCAGGCCGCGCUCAACGAGCGUGAGACCAUGGAGACCGAAGUCAUCAAGCUCCUCAUCCACUCGUACUUCAACAUCGUCAAGCGCGAGAUGAUCGAUAUGGUCCCGAAGGCCAUCACGCUCACACUCGUCAACCACUCGAAGGAGAACCUCCAGCGCGAGCUCCUCCAGGAGCUCUACAAGCCGGAGGUGCUGGACGAUCUCCUCAAGGAGUCCGAGUAUGUCGUCAACCGCCGCAAGGAGGUUGUGUCGAUGAUCCAGGCGCUUAACAAAGCAGAGGAGAUCGUGGCGAGCGUGUAAGGGCUAUGGAUUCGGUAAUGGCCAAGGUCGGCUGUCUUUGUGCUUUCCUGUUGCAUAUGCGUACUUUACAAUACCCUCCUGUAUACAUUCGGUUGGCCUAUUCUAGAUGUUGUUUUCUAGCAG
Dichomitus squalens LYAD-421 SS1 is the source of this 2223-nucleotide messenger RNA. RefSeq lists its product as uncharacterized. Lineage: Eukaryota; Fungi; Basidiomycota; Agaricomycetes; Polyporales; Polyporaceae. Gene Ontology annotation, biological process: peroxisome organization. The record is from RefSeq and is a predicted model, not a curated record. Gene Ontology annotation, cellular component: peroxisome; microtubule; cytoplasm. The coding region runs from base 4 to 2100 and encodes 698 amino acids. The transcript has 10 exons. Gene Ontology annotation, molecular function: GTP binding; GTPase activity; microtubule binding.